Molecule: messenger RNA, 1036 nt
Organism: Cajanus cajan (pigeon pea)
Lineage: Eukaryota; Viridiplantae; Streptophyta; Magnoliopsida; Fabales; Fabaceae
Product: retrovirus-related Pol polyprotein from transposon RE1
Source: RefSeq, a predicted model, not a curated record
AUGGCAAAAACUCCCAAAGAUCCCAGUUCAGACCCAACCAAUCCUCUCUUUCUUCAUCAUUCCGAUGGCCCUGGCCUUUUUCUCACCUCCCAGCCACUCGAUAACAAAAAUUACACAACAUGGAGUCGUGCUAUGUUGGUGGCCCUUGGCGUAAAGAACAAGAUUCCGUUUGUUGAUGGUUCUCUUCCAAGACCUGCUGCUGAUGACCCUACAUACGCUGCGUGGAUUCAUGGGAACAAUGUAGUUAUCUCUUGGCUUUAUAAUUCUGUUUCCAAAGAAAUUAUAACCAGCAUACUAUUUGCAAAUAUCGCCAAAGAAAUUUGGGAUGAUUUGAAAUCAAGAUUCUCCAGAAAAAAUGGUCCUCGUAUAUUUCAACUCAGGAGGCAACUUACAUCUCUUCAACAAGGAACUGAUGAUGUGAGUACCUAUUACACUAAACUAAAGUCAAUCUGGGAGGAUUUAUCAGGAUACAAACCCUCUUUUCCAUGCACCUGUGGAGGCUUGCAACAUCUUCAAGUCUACAAUGACUUAGAAUACGUAAUGUCAUUCUUGAUGGGUUUGAACGAUUCUUUCUCCCAAAUCCGUGGUCAGAUUCUUCUAUCAGAUCCACUUCCUCCAAUUGGUAAUGUAUUUUCUUUGGUUCUUCAAGAAGAAACACAAAGAGAGAUUGGUACUGCUGUAACCCACACUCCCUCUAUAAACUCUGAUAAUAUGGCUUUUGAUGUUAAUUCUUCCACAAAAUCUUCUGCUGCUGAUCACUAUAAAUUCAAUAGAAGGGAAAGGCCAAAAUGUGCAUAUUGUGGUUUAUUGGGUCACACAAAGGAUAAAUGUUAUAAGCUUGUAGGAUAUCCUCCUAACUACAACUUUAAGAAUAGACAAACUCCUGUUGCAAAUCAAGUUCUUGAAAGCCCAGAACCUUUAAAUCAGAACAAACCUGACAAUUUAACACCUGCUCAAUGCCAGCAAUUAAUCAAUUUCCUAACCAAUCAAAUGAAACUUGACAAUCCUGAUGAAGCUGUCCCUACAAAUGUGACAG